AAGUUCUUGUCUUCCUUCCAUACUGCUGUUGAUACUUCUUUUCCUUUAAUAUUCUUCUGAAAGUUGCCAAAUAUGCCCAGCUUUAAGUCUAUCCUCAGCAAGACUAAGCCGUUGCUUCCGAUCGUUGACGGCACCUUCCCGCCUGCCUUGACCUCCGGUUUGUCAGUGUUUCUCGUGUUACUCUACCUCAUCAACAUCUACAUGGACUCUAAGCUUUUCAAUGCCAUCUCUUUGUACUCCCAUGCCCCGUUGGAGUUGGAGUUGAAUAGACUCUCCAUGUAUCCGCUCGGACACGCCAACACCUUCCAUUUGGUCAUGAACAUUUUCGCCAUGAUCGGGCCGUUGUCCAAGUUCGAGGUGGGACACGGUACCGUGCACACUGGUGUCGUGUUGAAUGCGUUGGCUGUUGUCACUGCUUUAAUAUACUGUGUUUUGAGUGGCUUCUUUUAUCCGGGUGCUCGCGUUCUUGGUGCCUCUGCCUGGUGGUUCUCCUUUGCCGGCUUUUUUGCCCAGAGAGAGUCGGUCAACAGACCCCACAUCCACCUUUUCAGCAACUUUGUCAUCCCAACCAUUUUCUCUCCGUUGGUUCCUUUGGUCAUCAUUACGAUUUUGUUUCCGUCGGGUGCCAGUUUCAUCGGCCACGUUGCCGGUUUACUCGCUGGUUACUUGUUGGCCUUUGGCUAUUUGAAGUUCAUGGUUCCACCUUCCAAAGUGAUUGAAUUCAUCGAAUCCAAGGUUGACUUUUUGAUCAACUUGAUUCCAAGCCGUAUCCGGUACUACCGUGAACGCGAUGUUAAACCAAUCAGAGACGACUCUUCCAGCUACGUACCUAUGUUUAUCGAAAAUAGCGUUUUGCUAACCACUAACCCGCUUGUCGCUUCCCCUUCCGAGCAGAGUGGGUUCCCAGGUGCCGGCCAAGCUUUGGGUGUCUAAGCGAGGUCUUUUCGGGUUGGAAUUUCCAUACACCUCUCCUGUGUAACCCUCCCCCCCGGGACACAGGCUCCUAGAUCUUGAAUUACGCGCGAGCUGAUCGGGUAGUGUCCAUACACUUACCUAAAUAUAUUCCCUGUGAGUAUACUGUAUACUAUGAAACUAAUUCUGAUGCUUGUAUAAAGUAUGAUUAACUGCUACCUAUAUAUGUCUAUGUUAGUUGUUGCGACUGCUAAAUACGCAAUGAGCGCUAGCCAUUGA
Molecule: messenger RNA, 1191 nt
Organism: Babjeviella inositovora NRRL Y-12698
Lineage: Eukaryota; Fungi; Ascomycota; Pichiomycetes; Serinales
Product: putative rhomboid protease
Exons: 1
Coding region: 73-933 (286 amino acids)
Cellular component (GO): membrane
Molecular function (GO): serine-type endopeptidase activity
Source: RefSeq, a predicted model, not a curated record